Ricinus communis (castor bean) is the source of this 3929-nucleotide messenger RNA. RefSeq names its product isoleucine--tRNA ligase, chloroplastic/mitochondrial. Gene Ontology annotation, molecular function: tRNA binding; isoleucine-tRNA ligase activity; ATP binding. Gene Ontology annotation, biological process: isoleucyl-tRNA aminoacylation. Gene Ontology annotation, cellular component: cytosol. The transcript has 22 exons. Bases 257 to 3535 code for a protein of 1092 amino acids. The record is from RefSeq and is a predicted model, not a curated record. NCBI's taxonomy places the organism in Eukaryota, Viridiplantae, Streptophyta, Magnoliopsida, Malpighiales, Euphorbiaceae.
UAAUCUUUUUUUACUUACCAACAAUUGCAUAUAGUAGUCUAAGAAUGGAGUUUUCCCAGUAAAGUAAAAGAGAACGCCAAGGUCGCCUUACUGCAAUGUAAUAAGAACUUAAAAUAAAAGGCUGGGCUUGUUUAGUUUAUCCACACAGUUUUAAUUUUAUUUAUUUUUCACUCUCUCUCAUAUCCAGCUCCAAACCAGAGAGCACUUGUUCAAUAUGAAGUAGAACGAAGACAUAGCCAUUGAGCCGAACAAACAGAUGUCUUUCUUUAAAUCUUUGGCUUUCUGUCCUGGCGAAGCCACAACUGCCAUUGCCAUGUUUCACUCUUCCUCCUCUAGGGCCUUAACGCGAAGAAGUUGUUCACCAUCUCUUAGAAAUGUUACUGCAGUAGACGUAUUUUACUACAGAGGAAGCUCUUCUACUAAAGUUUUAUCUUUCUUGAAUACAAAUCGCUAUUGUACAUACUCUAGUGACGAAUUCGGUACUUCUUCAAAGCGAAGAUCUCGAGGACCUGUAAUGGCAGCUAAAAAAUCAUCUGAUGGGGAAAAGCAAGAAGAAGGAAAGUACAAGCACACAGUUGAUUUGCCUAAGACAACAUUUAGUAUGAGAGCUAAUGCUUUGACUAGAGAACCUGAGCUGCAAAAGUUAUGGGAUGAUAAUCAGGUUUUUAAGAGAGUUGUCGAUAAAAAUGAUGGGGGAAAUUUUAUUCUUCAUGAUGGUCCUCCAUAUGCUAAUGGUGACCUACACAUUGGCCAUGCCAUGAAUAAGAUUUUGAAGGAUGUGAUUAACCGUUAUAAGAUUCUUCAAAAUUACAAAGUCCACUUUGUGCCUGGUUGGGAUUGUCAUGGCCUGCCAAUUGAAUUGAAAGUUCUGCAAUCAUUGGAUCAGGGCGCUAGAGAGGAUCUGACACCAUCAAAAUUACGAGCAAAGGCAGCCAAAUUUGCCAAAGCAACUGUCAAAACUCAGAUGGCGUCAUUUAAGCGAUAUGGAGUUUGGGCAGACUGGGACAAUCCUUACCUAACUCUGGAUCCAGAUUAUGAAGCUGCCCAGAUUGAAGUGUUUGGCCAGAUGGCCCUUCAAGGAUAUAUCUAUAGGGGCAGAAAGCCAGUUCACUGGAGUCCUUCAUCUCAUACGGCUCUUGCAGAGGCUGAAUUGGAGUAUCCUGAGGGGCAUGUUUCAAAAAGCAUAUAUGCCAUAUUUAGAGUUGCAAGUGCACCUCCUACUUCGCGUCUGUUGUUAGAAGAAUUCUUUCCAGAUUUGUUCUUGGCCAUAUGGACCACAACUCCCUGGACUGUUCCAGCCAAUGCUGCUGUCGCAGUCAAUUCCAAGCUUCAAUAUGCUGUAGUUGAAGUGCAAUCUUUGGAAGAUGCUUCUACAUCCCCCGGAAAUAAAAAACGACGGUUUGGCAAUGUACUGAGGGAGCAAAAGAAGCUUUUUCUUAUAGUAGCAUCUGAUCUGAUGCCAACACUAGAAGCAAAGUGGUCUGUUAAGCUUGUGAUCAAGAAAACCCUGUCUGGGUCAGAUCUUGAAAACUGCAGGUAUAUUCAUCCAAUAGAUAACAGAGAAUGCCCAGUUGUCAUUGGAGGAGAUUAUAUUACAACAGAAUCGGGAACUGGACUCGUACAUACUGCUCCUGGUCAUGGUCAGGAGGAUUAUAUAACUGGCAUGAAAUAUGGACUGCCUGUACUUUCCCCUGUUGAUGAUGGUGGGAAAUUCACUGAAGAAGCUGCACCUUUUAGUGGGCUUGAUGUACUUGGGGAGGGUAACGUUGCUGUAGUGAAAUACCUGGAUGAACAAAUGUCCAUUGUCAUGGAAGAAUCAUAUGAGCACAAGUAUCCAUAUGAUUGGCGAACUAAGAAACCUACUAUAUUUAGAGCCACUGAGCAAUGGUUUGCAUCAGUAGAAGGUUUUCGUCAAGCUGCUAUGGAUGCGAUUGGCCAUGUAAAGUGGAUUCCACCUCAGGCGGAAAAAAGAAUUUCUACAAUGACCUCAAGUCGGUCAGACUGGUGCAUAUCAAGGCAAAGGACGUGGGGUGUCCCUAUUCCAGUCUUUUAUCACGUGCAAUCAAGGGAACCCCUUAUGAAUGCAGAGACUAUUGAUCAUAUCAAGUCUAUAGUAGCCCAAAAGGGUAGUGAUGCAUGGUGGUACAUGACAGUGGAGAACCUACUACCAGACACAUAUCGUGACAGAGCAUCAGAAUAUGAAAGAGGCACAGAUACAAUGGAUGUCUGGUUUGAUUCAGGUUCUUCAUGGGCUGCUGUAUUGGGAAGAAGGAGCGGCCUUAAUUAUCCUGCAGAUCUGUAUCUUGAAGGUUCAGAUCAACAUCGCGGGUGGUUUCAAAGCUCUUUAUUAACAAGUAUAGCAACAAAAGGAAAGGCCCCAUAUUCCAGUGUCAUAACCCAUGGAUUUGUGUUGGAUGAGAAGGGUUUUAAGAUGAGCAAAUCUUUGGGUAAUGUUGUAGAUCCCCGCACUGUAAUUGAAGGAGGAAAAAGUGCAGGGGGAGCACCAGCGUAUGGGGCUGAUGUCCUACGACUCUGGGUUUCUAGUGUGGAUUAUACUGGUGAUGUCAUGAUUGGUCCUCAAAUCCUUCGGCAAAUGUCUGACAUCUAUAGGAAGCUUCGAGGAACAUUGAGAUAUCUCUUGGGAAAUCUUCAUGAUUGGAAAGCUGAUGAUGCAGUCUCAUAUGAUGAUCUCCCCAUGAUUGAUAAGCAUGCAUUGUAUCAGCUGGAAAAUGUUGUAAAGAAUAUAAGAGAGAGCUAUGAAAACUAUCAAUUUUUCAAAAUAUUCCAGAUCAUACAACGGUUUGUUAUUGUUGACCUAUCAAAUUUCUAUUUUGAUGUUGCUAAAGAUCGACUCUAUGUUGGGGGUACAACAACGUUUACAAGAAAAAGCUGUCAAACAGUUCUUGCUGCGCACCUCCUUUCUAUUGUAAAGGUUGUUGCUCCAAUAUUGCCUCAUCUGGCUGAGGAUGUUUGGCAGAAUCUUCCUUUUCCGCAUGUGCUUGAGGAUGGUUCUGUUGCCAAGUUUGUUUUUGAAUCAAAAUGGCCUGCUUCGAAUGAAAAAUGGCUUUCUUUUCCUAUCGAAGAAAUUGAUUUCUGGGGAAAGAUUCUCGAGCUGAGAACUGAGGUGAAUAAAGUUCUGGAAGCUGCUCGUAUGGGGAAGUUAAUUGGUUCUAGUUUAGAAGCUAAGGUAUAUCUGUAUGCAUCUGAUGCCAGAUUGGCUUCAAAAUUCCAUGAGAUUUGUGCAGCAAGCAAUGAUGCAGAUCCACUACAUCGCAUAUUCAUCACAUCUCAGGUGGAAGUUAUUGAACUUUUGAAUGAGAAGCUGAUUGAGACUAUACCACACGCUGGAGAGUUUCUCAUUGAAGGAGGCAAUAGAGUUUGGAUUGGGGUGUCACGAGCAGAGGGAAUGAAAUGUGAGAGAUGCUGGAAUUACACAGCGGAUGUUGGAUCCUUCGUGGAACACCCAACACUUUGUGGCCGGUGUUACAGAAUAGUUGCCAUGCAACCAGAACCUGCAGUUGCAGCAAUUAGUUAAGACUUGAGAAUUGAAAGAUAAUGAGAGAGGCUAAACCAUACAAGUACAGUUGCUAGCAAAUCAACAAAGUGCAGUUGCUAGCAAAUCAACAAAGUGCAGUUGCUACAGUGUGCUGCUUUAUUUUUUGAACAUUCACAUCUGAAAUCACGAUUUUGGCAAUCAAGGUGGAAAGCUAAUUGUAGAUUUUAUUGAGGGAAGGAGCAAGUCCAACAUCAUCACCGGACAGUGGGAAGAAUGAUAGAUUACAGAGAAAAUGAUACACUAUUAUUGGAAGUUGCUGGGCAUUAUGAAGUAUAACAUUCAUUUUGAAAUCGUCAGAAAAUUUCAGACAUUUAUGUUGCAAAUUUACUUGGAUGACUAGGAGCGUAAUUAAAUCCUUUCAACUUUUCAUUUC